AUGCCAGCUUACGAGACAGUAUCAUACUGCUGGGGCGACAGUACUGUUUGCUCGGUCAUCUGCCUUGAUGGAGCGUUGGUCGAUUGUCCAGCAAGCGCUGCGCCGGCAUUGACUGCUCUCCGUUUUCCGGACAGCAAUCGUACCCUCUGGAUUGAUGCCAUCUGCAUCAAUCGAUCGAAUCCAGAAGAGAAGAGCCAGCAAGUUGUGCUGAUGAGCGAGGUCUAUCGCGGCACGCGGCAGAACCUCGUAUACCUUGGCGAAGGCGACGACAGCAUCGGGCCUGCUCGAGAAGCAAUCGAAUUGGUCCUGCGGGACAUAAGGCGAGAGACUCGUGAUCUUGAGACCAUGCUGGACCAUCUGUACGACGAGAACGAGGUGUUCUGGUACUCGUCCACUGGCCUGGAUGUGACGUUUGACACCCAAGCUCUACUUCCAUUCUACUCGGGACCCUAG
This is a messenger RNA of Saxophila tyrrhenica, 453 nucleotides long. RefSeq lists its product as uncharacterized. The transcript has a single exon. Bases 1 to 453 code for a protein of 150 amino acids. NCBI's taxonomy places the organism in Eukaryota, Fungi, Ascomycota, Dothideomycetes, Mycosphaerellales, Extremaceae. The record is from RefSeq and is a predicted model, not a curated record.